UUUAUUUCAAAAGCAGCAAGCCCAUAUAAAAAUUGAUAUUUUCUUUUUUCCAUUUCUUUUUUUUUUCUCUUAUUUCUUUUCUUUAUUUAUACCAAAACAGAACUAUACUUAUAUAAUAUGACUGCUGCUACAACAAACGGUGCUGCUCCUUUACCAGGACGUGUUGAUACUUUGACUGACAAAGAAAACGAAGGAUUGAAGAAAACUUGGCUCCGAUUGAUUGAAGUUUUUCAACAAAAAGGUGUUGAAUGGGUACCUCCUGUUAAAGUAGAAGAAGUAAAGGAAGUUAAAAAGUCUCGUUGGGGUUUUGGUGGCAAGAAAGAAUCUACUGAAAACAAAGAUCUUUUCCUUGGCGCCACUGCUAAUCCUGAAUGGUUAUCUCUUCCUCUUGAAAAGGCUCUUCCUCUUAUUCCUGGUGAAGCUCUCGGUAUUACAUUUUGGAAUAUGGUUGCUGGCGACAAUCCAGAUGCUGUGGUACUUCGUUUCUUGCGUGCUAGAAAGUGGGACUUGGAUGCUGGUUUCAACAUGUUAAUGAACUGUCUCCGAUGGCGUAUUGUUAUGCGUGUUGACGAUAUUACUGCUCUUGGUGAAACUGGUAUUCGUAAUGAACUUGAAACUCUCAAGCCUGGUAUGGGUGAAUCUUUUAUUAAAAACUUACACAGCAACAAGUCUGUCUUGGGUGGUCCUGAUAAAGAAGGUCGUGGUAUUUCUUACAUCAACGUUCGUUUCCACAAAAAGGAAGACCAAGACUUUGAAGUCAUCAAACUUAUGACUCUUUAUGUGAUGGAAACCUCUCGUAUGAUUGUUCAUCAACCUGUGGAAUCUUCUUGUAUUGUCUUCAACUUGGAAGGAUUCACUCUUGCAAACAUGGAUUUCGAAUUCGUCAAAUUCUUACUCAACUGUUUCGAAGCUUAUUAUCCAGAAACUUUAGGUUCUUGUUUGAUUCACAAGGCUCCUUGGGUAUUCUCUACUGUGUGGACCAUGAUCACUCCUCUUUUGGAUCCUGUUGUUGCUAGCAAGAUUCACUUUACUAAAAACUUGGAUGAAUUGGCUGGUUUUGUUGAUAUGAAUGUGUUACCACCCUUCCUCACUGGUACUGAAGAAAUCAAGGUAAAUAAUGAUAAAUUCCCUUGCCCUCCUGCUGGCACAUUGGAUCGAAAGAAGACUCCUGAAUAUCAAGAUUAUGAAGACAUGAUCCGUGAAUAUCUUCAUGAAACCCACGCCUGGGCAAAGACUGAUCUCCCUGCUAAGGAUACCAAGCGCAAACAACAAGCUCUUCAUUACCGUCAUGCAAGCAUCAAAGCUGCAAACUAUCUCCGUGCUCGUACCUCUUAUCAUGAUGAGGGUUUGGCCGAUCUUGAAAAUGGUCGUUUACUUCUCAAGUUUUGUGGUAGAGUCCCUACUAUUGAUAUUACUGAUUGUGUUUAAUUAGUUUCCACAUCCCCGUUUUCCUGUCCUCUUUUAUACAUACAUAUAUUCAUCCUUUUUUAUAUAUUACCUCUUUUUUUUUUUUUUUUACUUUCACCUUUUUUUCAGUGUAUUCCCUUUAUUAUUUGUGAUACAAAAUUUGUAGAUCGUCAUUCGUAUACUAUUCAAUAAAACUUGAUCAUUUUGUAUAAAAAAAAAUGUAGUCUUGUUAUUAUUUUGUACUGUGUGUGCGUGUUUGUGUAUGAGG
Messenger RNA from Halteromyces radiatus, 1675 nucleotides. Its product is annotated as CRAL-TRIO domain-containing protein. The transcript is spliced from 4 exons. The record is from RefSeq and is a predicted model, not a curated record. NCBI's taxonomy places the organism in Eukaryota, Fungi, Mucoromycota, Mucoromycetes, Mucorales, Cunninghamellaceae. The coding region runs from base 118 to 1428 and encodes 436 amino acids.